CCAUGGUGGCCGAGGGAUGGGCAUGUCUCACCUUCACUAUGAAGAAGAGGAGGACCAUCAGUCCUUCUACAUUGGCGUCCCAGUGCCACAGGGAUAUCGACGUAAACGUCGGCGAAGGCGUUCAGGUCACCAGGUUGCAGACAGGAACAGGGACAGACACUAUGGACACCGCAGACACUAUGAACAAGACCAGUACAGAGAGGUGGACAUGGAGGAAGGACGUGUGGAUCCACAUGAGCACAGUGUCUAUGACAUCAACUACACAAUGUCUCCAGCAGCGGAGCGGCUUCGUUAUAUCCUCAGUGAGGAUGACGAUGCUCCUACGCCGACGCUUUUCACUGAGAUGGACACUCUGCAGCGAGAAGGAGAUGACCUGGAGUGGAGGGAGUCUGCCAGAUGGGUGAAGUUUGAGGAGAAGGUGGAGGAGGGAGGAGAGAGGUGGAGUAAACCCCAUGUGUCCACACUGUCCCUGCACAGUCUUUUUGAGCUCAGGACAUGUCUCCAAACAGGAACAGUGCUGCUGGACCUGGAAGGCUACUCGUUGCCUCAGAUAGUUGAUGACAUAAUAGACAGGCAGAUAGAGGAAGGUAUGAUUUCUCCUGACUUGAGAGAGAACAUCAGUUUUGUGCUGCUGAGGAAACAUCGGCACCAGACAAAGAAGCCCAUUCACCGCUCGCUGGCUGACAUUGGCAAAUCCAGCUCCUCCACCAGUCGCACUCUGGGCUCACGGGCUGGACCGGGGUUUGGGUCAACGGCCAACUUUAACCGAUCCACAGAAGACCUCCGAAUCAAACAGCAGUCUGACAGCUAUGGACGUCUGCAUCAUUCCCAGAGCAGGAGUCUAAAUGAUAUUGCAGAUUCUCCCAGCACAGAUCAGCUAAAAAAUAAAUUCAUGAAGAAGAUUCCAAGAGAUGCAGAGGCGUCCAACGUGUUGGUGGGUGAAGUGGAUUUCCUUAACAAGCCUUUUGUGGCAUUUGUCCGCUUGAAUCAAGCUACCACGCUCGGAGGUUUGACUGAGGUCCCCGUGCCAACCAGAUUCCUCUUUAUUCUCUUGGGACCUCAGGGAAAAGCCAAGUCGUAUAACGAGAUUGGCCGUGCUAUAGCUACCCUGAUGGCGGAUGAUCUCUUCAGUGAUGUCGCCUAUAAGGCCAGAGAUCGCGAGGACCUCAUAGCAGGCAUAGAUGAGUUUUUGGAUGAGGUGAUUGUGCUUCCACCUGGAGAAUGGGAUCCCAAAAUCCGCAUUGAGCCGCCAAAGAAAGUUCCUUCAGCUGAUAAAAGAAAGUCAGUGUUGUCCCUGAAUGAACUGCGGCAGAUGAACGGUACAGCUGGAGGAGGAGGAGGAGGAGGUCUGGCGAUGGAUGAGGAGAUGCCAGAACAACAUGAGCUGGGAGAGGAAUUGGCAUUUACUGGACGCUUCUGCGGAGGUCUGUGCCUGGACAUAAAGAGGAAACUGCCAUGGUUUCCCAGUGAUUUCUAUGAGGGUUUUCAUAUUCAGUCCAUUUCCGCUGUGCUGUUCAUCUACCUCGGCUGCAUCACCAAUGCAAUCACGUUUGGUGGCCUGCUGGGAGACGCUACCGACAACUACCAGGGUGUGAUGGAGAGUUUCCUGGGUACUGCUCUGGCUGGGUCUGUGUUCUGUCUCUUCAGCGGCCAGCCCCUCAUCAUCCUCAGCUCCACUGGACCCAUCCUGGUCUUUGAAAAGCUCCUGUAUGACUUCAGCAAGACCAACAGCAUUGAUUACAUGGAGCUGCGCCUGUGGAUUGGCAUCCACUCCUGCCUGCAGUGUUUCGUCCUGGUCGCAACAGACGCCAGUUACAUCAUCAAGUACAUGACACGUUUCACUGAGGAGGGCUUCUCCAGCCUCAUCUCCUUCAUAUUCAUCUCUGACGCCAUCAAGAAGAUGGCCGGCUCCUUCAAAUACUACCCCAUCAACAUAGACUACAAACCCGACUAUGUCACUACCUACAAGUGCGAGUGCCGGGCUCCAGAUCCACUUCCAGUGCCAGAUAAUGCCUCUACUGUGUCUGGGUUCAAUGAUACAGGUUUGGACUGGAGCCAGCUCAGCAAGAAGGAGUGUCAGAAAUACGGAGGUUCUGUGGUGGGAAACGCUUGCAAGUACGUCCCUGAUCUGGCCCUUAUGUCCUUCAUCCUCUUCUUUGGCACAUAUUCCAUGACUGUCUCUCUCAAGAAGUUCAAGUUCAGCCGCUACUUCCCCACCAAGCUGAGGAAACUCAUCAGUGACUUUUCUAUCUUCAUGUCCAUCAUGACGUUUGUGGGGCUGGACAUGUUGAUAGGCCUCAAAACCCCUAAGCUGAUGGUCCCAACAGAAUUUAAGCCAACACGGGCAGAUCGAGGCUGGUUGGUGAUGCCAUUUGGUAAGAACCCAUGGUGGAUAUAUCUGGCUAGCUGUGUCCCUGCCAUCCUCGUCACCAUCCUUAUUUUCAUGGACCAGCAGAUCAGUGCCGUGAUCGUCAACCGCAAGGAGAACAAACUUAAAAAAGGUUGUGGGUAUCACCUGGAUAUGCUGUGGGUGGGCAUCCUGAUGGUCAUCUGCUCCUUUAUGGGUCUGCCUUGGUAUGUCGCUGCCACAGUCAUUUCCAUCGCCCACAUUGACUCUCUGAAGAUGGAGAGCGAGUCCAGUGCUCCUGGAGAGCAGCCUCAGUUCCUCGGUGUCAGGGAACAAAGAGUGACCGGCCUUUUGGUGUUUGUUCUCACCGGAGUCUCCAUCUUCCUUGCUCCUGUUCUUAAGUUCAUCCCUAUGCCUGUCCUGUACGGAGUCUUCCUCUACAUGGGUGUGGCGUCCCUCGGUGGAAUCCAGUUCUGGGACAGGAUUAAGUUGUACAUGAUGCCAUCCAAGCACCAGCCCGACUUGUCCUUCCUCCGUCACGUUCCUCUGAGGAGGGUACACCUGUUCACACUGAUCCAGAUCACCUGUCUGGCUGUUCUCUGGAUCCUCAAAUCCACUUUCUUGGCGAUCAUCUUCCCUGUUAUGAUCCUCGGUCUGAUGGUGGUCAGGAAGAUGCUGGACAUGGUCUUCUCCCAGCAUGACCUCGCCUGGCUGGACGACCUCCUGCCAGGGAACGAGAAGAAGAAGAAGAAGGAUGAUAAGAAAAAAGGAAAGGACAAAAAAUCCAAACAUGACCAUGGGGAGGAUGAGGACAAGUUCCACUCGUACUGUGACCGGUCUGCCAGCUCAGAGUCAGACAUGGAUCGCAGUAUCACUUUGCACCUGAAGAUCUCCUGCCCGUCCUCACCAGCCGUCCCCUCGGGCCAAGGGACGGCCUGCACCAUCCCCCAGGUCAAGAUCGAGAUGGAGUCGGACUACGACUCGGACAUCGACUGCCCCAGACCCCGGGACGUGAGCGGUGAGACCAUGUUAUGAAACCGACUCCAGCUGCGGAUGCUUCACAGACACUGUGGACCAAAGGAGAUCAUCCAUGGACCUGAGAAGAACAAAAGUAAAGCUGUCUUUUUGAACCAAUUUUACUUUAAGUACUAUUAAAUGCUCAAUUACUUGAGUGAUGUAAACUAUAAUAAAAAAGAAAUAUACUUAUCUGCAUGUACUGUACAGGUAAUACACUUGAAAAUAUUACAUAUAUUAAUAUUAUACAAUUACAGCACUGACUCAAAAACCAAACUCGUCUUCCAUGCAAAUUUGUCCGCUUUUAAAGCUGCAAACCUUCAACUCUGUCCCUGUUCCUCUUCACCUGAAACAAAAUGAAACAACCAAAAUUCUUUGUGCGCUGAUGUUGAAAUGUGUAAGAUAUUGUGUAGAUUUUUGCUUGCAAUUCCUCAGACUUUGUCAUAUUUGCCAAAGGUUUGCUCGAGUGCAUACAAUUUACAAUGUUGGUGUUAAAAUGUCGUAGAUUUUUUUUUUUUUUUUUGCACUUCCACACAAAAGUAAAUUGUUUCUACUUCAGUAAUAAAAUAGUUAUUUAACAUUAAAGCAUA
Messenger RNA from Thalassophryne amazonica, 3951 nucleotides. RefSeq names its product solute carrier family 4 member 5a (gene slc4a5a). The coding region runs from base 17 to 3382 and encodes 1121 amino acids. Gene Ontology annotation, cellular component: plasma membrane. The record is from RefSeq and is a predicted model, not a curated record. NCBI's taxonomy places the organism in Eukaryota, Metazoa, Chordata, Actinopteri, Batrachoidiformes, Batrachoididae. The transcript is spliced from 25 exons. Gene Ontology annotation, biological process: monoatomic anion transport; transmembrane transport; regulation of intracellular pH. Gene Ontology annotation, molecular function: monoatomic anion transmembrane transporter activity; solute:inorganic anion antiporter activity; sodium:bicarbonate symporter activity.